CCUUGUCAUAAUUCAUUCAUAACGCAAAUAACAGUAACUUAUAAUCUUACAUACAUACAUCCCCCCUUCUUUACUCAUAUUUCUUUUAUAACGCAAAAAAGUUAUUAUUACUUCUGUUAAAGAACCUCUCUCAAGCAUCUCAAAUACAUCCAUCCCCCUAUAAGCAUAUAGUAGCAAUUAUGGAUUCAAAAUCCACUAGCUAUGAAACAGCAAUUAACAUGUCUGAAACAGAGUCCAUCAAGCAAAAAUCUUCUUCUGCUGCACCAAUUGUAGCUACCACAAAAGCCAUUUCUCAUAAUCAAAAAGGAGGAUGGCGAAGAGGGGUUGCCAUUUUCGACUUCAUUUUGCGAGUUUGUGCCCUUGUGACUACUCUGGCUGCAGCAACUACCAUGGGAACUACUGAUGAAACUCUUCCUCUUUUCACUCAGUUCUUUCAGUUCCAAGCUAGCUAUGAUGAUCUCCCCGCUUUCUCGUAUUUUGUGGUAGCGAAUGCUAUUGCAAGUGCAUACCUUGUCCUGUCACUUCCUUUCUCCAUUGUUUGCAUUGUUCGACCACAUCUAGUUGGAGUCAAACUUCUACUAUUAAUUCUUGAUACGGUAAUGGUGGCAUUUACCACAGCCGCAGCAGCUGCGGCUGCUGCCAUAGUGUACUUAGCACACAACGGCAACUCCACCACACAAUGGGUGGCGAUAUGCCAACAGUUCGGAGAUUUCUGCCAGCGAGUGAGCGGCGCGGUGGUGGCUUCCUUUAUUGCAGCAUUCAUCUUUAUUAUCCUUGUUGUUUUCUCUGCUGUGGCUCUAAGAAGGCAUAAUUAAGACAUUUGGUGUUGUUGUGGAGUAUUUAUCUUUUGUUGUUGCUUAAGUUUGGGUUUGGUGUCUUUCAUUUUGAUUUUGUUGUAAUUUUAUCGCAUACAUCUCUAUUGUUUGAGUUUUUCGACGUCAA
Solanum dulcamara is the source of this 942-nucleotide messenger RNA. Its product is annotated as casparian strip membrane protein 3-like. Bases 180 to 815 code for a protein of 211 amino acids. The transcript is spliced from 3 exons. Lineage: Eukaryota; Viridiplantae; Streptophyta; Magnoliopsida; Solanales; Solanaceae. The record is from RefSeq and is a predicted model, not a curated record.